AUGAUGGAAACCGCCGCCGCUAUCCCUUCCGAAUCGCGCAAUGCUACCAGCUGUACGGGUUACUCGUGGAAGAAGUACGGUCACAAGGUUCUCGCGUCCGUCAACGUCAAACGAUUCUACUACGCCUGUGCGCAGAAGGACACGCACGGGUGCCCCGCGAAGAAAAUCGUCGAUAAGCCGCGCAAGCGACCCCGCGCCGGCAGCUUGAACGGGCGCGCCGCAUCCAGUGGCGGCGGCAGCGACGGCGGCGGCGGCGGCGACGGCGGCUGCGCCGGCGGAGGUGCGCUGUCUCCGGAAGCCAGCACAACCAGCGACAACAGAAAACCCGUUUCUCCCAAUGCGGCGGGGAGGUUGAACCUCCUCGCAUCCGUCUCCCGGAACGACAAACUCUCAGGAUCUUCGCCCCAGGAUUUCUGGGCACGCAGUUCUUUUCCCGGGCCCGCCGGCGCGGUGGCGUGCGCGGGCCAUGAUCAAGGGUCCGCGGGCGAGGCCAUGGCGGCGGCGGCGGGUUCGGAUUCCGCCGCCGGCGGGGAAUUGUCGACGGAGACGGCAAUGAAGGAGAAGACCUGGUUCGAGAAUGCGCACAACCAUCCUCCGCCGCUGCUCUCCUCCCGCCUCUCCCGCAACCGCUUCCUUGCUGCCGCUUCUGCUACCGCCGCCGCCGCCGCGGCCGCGGUGCCGCCGCCGUCGCCGCCGCCGCAAGGCGGCGUGAUGAUGGCGCCUGCAGCUUCCGCCGCCGGCGGCGGCGUGUGGCGGCAGCAGGAGCAACAACAGCAGAUCAUGCUGCACCAACAGCAACAGCAGCAGCAGCAAUUUCUAGUGCAGCAGCAGACGCCAAAGCUAAGAACGGGGCGGAACGGAGGGCAGGCGGAGCCGCAUUUAGCAACGUUUCCCGCUCCAGGGAACAACACCCAGGCACUUUCUGUGCGCUCCCCUCCCCCGCACCAGCAGGCUCAGCUGCAAUCUCAGCAGCAGCAGUUGAUGAUGGCACCAGCAAUGCGACCUGCUAUGUACGCUGUCCCUUCCGCUCACGCUAAUCUCGCACCCACCGCCGAGCGCAGCACUGUCGGCGGCAACAGUGAGAGCAACGGCACAACGGGACUUUGCUUAUCAAGCAAUGUGUGCGAUGGAAGCACCUGGGAGCAACCAUCCCACCCAGGGAAGCGGCUCAAGAGGGAUCCUGGUAGCAGUGCUUCUUUAAUCACAGCUCUGGGCUCUCGUCUUCCCAUGCCCUCUAACGUCCCCACUCAUUCCAACAGCAACGCUCCUGCUCCUGCUCUUGCUCCCGCUCUUGCCCUUGCCACCGCUAUUGCUGCUGCUGCUGCUGCUGCUGCUGCUCCUGCUCCAGCUGCAAGAGACAAGGCGACCACGCCAGCCGAAGCGCAGCCCAUGGAGAGGAAUUUCAUCGACGCACUCUCGCUCUCGCCCUCCUCUCUCUCCUUGGCUUGCUCUCUUGCCCCACCUCAUGGCCCCAAGGGAGAGAGCCACACGGGAGAGGGCGCCAAGGCAGGGGGUUUCGUGGGGAAGGUUCGUAUGGGAAAGAACGUCAAAGGGGAGAGCCUUAUGGGGGAGGUUGUAUUAGGGGAAGGCUGCUCUCCCUCUGCCCGAGGGCCGUCGUUGGACCUGCCCGGGUUUUAUGAGCCUUCUUUUCCAGAGCUCUCACUUAGCCUUGGCAGGUUGUAG
Molecule: messenger RNA, 1683 nt
Organism: Closterium sp. Naga37s-1
Lineage: Eukaryota; Viridiplantae; Streptophyta; Zygnematophyceae; Desmidiales; Closteriaceae
Source: the annotation of a GenBank genome assembly